AUGGCCUCCACAGAGCUCACUGAAGAAAUGGUGGCUGCUAAAGAGGCCGAAAAUAAUGCUCGUCGGGAAAGACUUAUGCAGCGCUCGAGCAACAUGGCAAAUAUUACGGAGCCGCCGCCUAAUUUCCCACCGGAGUGUUGCUGCAUAAAGCCUUUGAUAUAUCACAGUAUUAAGCUUCAGAUACCUGUGCACUACCAGCGUUUUAUGUACACAGUUUGUGGUUUGUACAUCUCCUUGAUCGCCCUCAUUCUCUUCAAUAUUGUGGCAGCAACAGUGUACCUAGUCUUUGGGGGUGGCUUGAUGCACUUUGGGUUUUCCUUUAUAUAUUUAGUUGGUUUGCCCGGGGCGUGGAUGGUGUGGUAUUAUAGCACUUACUUGGUCUUUGCAGAAGGCUCUACAGUUCGCCGAAUAGCCGCGAUUAUUGGAUUGCUGAUUGGUACAGUCUACGACAUAUGGAUGGCGAUUGGCCUUACUGGUUUGGGCGGAUGUGGAUGGAUCGUUGCUAUUUUGAACACUAGCAAAACAAUACCAUUUAUUUUAUUGUUAAUUGCAGCAAUCCUCUGGACUUUACACGCAGUAAUUUUUUUUUCUACUUUCCUUCGUUUUAUCAAAAUCUCUUCAAAUAUUGAAAGUGAUAGACGAAACAUAUACCGAGAUAUUUAG
Phytomonas sp. EM1 is the source of this 663-nucleotide messenger RNA. The record is from the annotation of a GenBank genome assembly. Lineage: Eukaryota; Euglenozoa; Kinetoplastea; Trypanosomatida; Trypanosomatidae.